This is a messenger RNA of Porites lobata, 30298 nucleotides long. Lineage: Eukaryota; Metazoa; Cnidaria; Anthozoa; Scleractinia; Poritidae. The record is from the annotation of a GenBank genome assembly.
AUUGACUAAACCGAGGACGUUUACUUUGUGCUACUGGAGAUUUCACCCGGGAGGUAUUCUUCGUGUAUCAUACCUGGUAUCAUAUAAGGUAAGCAUGGAUUGAGAUUCAACUAAUUGCUGAAGAUAAUUAUAUACUCUAAAGAGUUAUUUCAUUCCGUCAACCCGAAUAGAUGCACAUUCAGUCAAGCAAUAACACAAUAACUUAUAACGCGGACAGUCUGAUCAAACACGACUAUCUUGGUGCUGUUAGCUGGCGCGAUAGCCAGCUCUUUUAAUCUGCAAUCACGAGCACGUAGUGUCUACCCAGUGAGUGUGAGCAUUCAUGGUGUAGUGUUGAAAGAUUUUCUCUAAAUCACUGCCCUCUAAGUUACCUUACAAAAUAAACUGUCAAUUUAUCCUUCUUGAACUUUUCUGGCUUUACAUUCAGCAAAACAAAAACAAAUAAGGCGACAGAUGGCCAAAGUAUGCCUUGUUAUAUAACCUAUUUCUCCUUUUUGUAAAGAAAAUUCAGUAGCCGAUGUUAACAGCGAAAAAUGUAAACGUCAGUUGACUAGAUUGCCGUUAAGCUGUAGCCUCCCUGUAAGCUUCGCGGCGUGAUCGAAUCCACCGAAUUACUCUUGUCAUUUUUGCAUAAUUGUAACUUAUCCUCGGCGAGGCCCUAAACGAACAUUCCGAUGUGUCUACGAGUCUUUUUAAUUGGCAACAACAAGGCGUGUCAUACUUUCUUUGCCGUGAUUUUUUUUGUCGUGACAUAAGUUAAUCCUUCCUGUUCGGACCUUGGUGUUGUAAGCUCUUAUUCUUCCUUGAUUAUCAAAAAUAUUGCCGAACUAUUUCCUUGUUAAGAGAUGUGUUCAGCAGAUCAUGACAUUCAGAAGAAUCCUUAGAAGCUAAAAUUAUUACCAAAGUAAUUAAAAACCCAAAACGUAAAGAAGAGUUUGAUGUUGAUACUUCAAAACAUUAAAUUAUUAUGACACCCAUGAUCACGCAAAGUAUUAAGCCAUUGCGUACUGAAGAGUCUGCAAAACUCUAUGCCACUAUUUCUUCCAAAACAAAUGAUUCGUUUGUAUCAGAAUAUGAAUUGCAAAUUACUUAAGUAACUAGUUAAGGCUGCUCGAUGGGUUUUUUCAACUGCCUGACUACCGAUUGUCAGGUAAUAUAUCAAACAUGCAUGAGACGCAGUGUUUCAUCACCAGAUGAAACACUGAGAAGAGAGUUGAAUUUACGACGCUCAGCUAGCGUAGUAUUUUUGACGAACUUCGAGGUGUUUCAUCUGGUGAUGAAACACUCUGUCGAAUGCCUGAUACUACUUCUCAAACAAAACGAUUUUAGACGGAGAAAUUAAGGAUUCAAAAAUGAGCAGUUUUUCAACCGAUUUCCAAACACUCAUUAAACAUAAAUUUUCUUUGUAUUUAUUUAUGAAUUAUUGUUUUGUUUGAAGUUUUGUUAAUUGGUAUUGGUGCCGAAAGAAACUCUUAAGAAGAAUCGCUUAAAAGUAUGAAUACAUUGUACUGUUCAUCAUGGGUAGCACUAUGGCCAGGAUAGACGUGAAAGACGUGUGAGCGCUGCCCGAGUAAUGCCAGAUGACUGUGUGAAUCAUGCAUAAGCGACCGUCGAUAAUUUACGCAGUGAUUACUCAUCGGAAGAAACUAUUGGCUGUAAAAAUAAAUUGCGUUUCAGAAACCGGACGUGAUUUAACCUGAACGACUGCAACCUAUAUAUUUUCUUUAUAUUAAUUUUCUAUUAAAUGUGUUUGGUGAAAUCACAGGUAAAAAAUGUUGAACAUUUGCUUUAGUGAGAGGUAAUUGUAAAUCUUACGGAAAUCACACUAGUUAUCACAGUGCAACAACUGUUGGCAUUUUGCAAUCGUUCCAAUAUGAAAAACGUUUCGUUUCAGCUUAUUCAGACGCACUGACUACAUAAUCAAAAUCCUCACCUCGCUUAAGCAAUGCAUUCUUAGCGUCCGCAUCCUCCCUUCUUGUUCUUUAAUAUUCAAAAACGCUUUCACUUUCAUUAAUAUCGAAGGUCGGCAACGGCCGAUAUCACCUCGGUAGUCAAAGGAUUGAGGUCGCGCGAUGAAAAUACAAAAGCAAAACCAGCAAGUUUUUCCAUUAAGUUUGAUCAUUAUCGUCACAUUGUUUCAAAAUCCUGUUCAUUUUACUUCUUCGAGCGGGUAAAUGAAACCGCAUUACCGUACACCAGCUUCAAGAAUGAUCUCAUCUGUGGCAUCUGAUGCUGAACAAUCCCUUAAUGUCGACACUGUAACUUUUUUCUUACAUGGGACGAAGAAGUAAACCGUUUCCUGAAAAACAUAGUAUGCAAUUAUCAAUCAUACACUGUUAUAAAUUAUUCUUCUAGUUGAGCUUCAGGGGCUUUUUUCGUGCUUAUAAAGGCGUUAAGUUUCCAACGGCUAGUACAUUCCUUGUAAUAUGAAUAAUCUGAGAAAAGGAGCAAACAAACAACUCCACAGCUAGACCAAUUAUGUUUGAGCAAAUUGUCUGCCAAAACAACAAGAAAGGUUCAAAUUUCACUGGGCUCAUUCUCUGCCUUUACCUGCGUACAAUUCCACCUUUUUCAAACAUCAGACUAGAAAUAAUCGCGUUGUCGAAUGUUCAUCAACUGGUUGAUUUUUUCGUAAGCGGACGCAAAAAAGGUCUUAGGAAAAUGAUAAUGUUACUAAAAUUAGAGCGAUCGAUCCCAAGCACGAUAAAAUUUUAUCUCGCUAAAGUCACGCAUAUUUCUUAUCAAAACGAAAGCGAGUUGUCGAGUUUUGUUCGACCUCUGCCUCAUGCAGCGAGACAAAAAUGUUGUUUCGCUCUCUCAUGUGAUUCGCUUUUUCCGUUCACGCUGCACAAACCAUUCUGUGGCCUAAAUCCUCCUGCUAAAUCACAACGGAUAAAGUCGAUGGAUAUUUAAUUUCGCGCUGUAUGCCCUGGAGGCGAAAAUUUUCUAUCGGUAAGUUCUCGCUUUUAUUUCAAGAAAUACUUAAAGCAUACUGCUUUUCUCACUGAACGUAUCUCAAAAGUACAUUGCCCGUAAUCUGCAAGGGCUCUGCAACCUUCCGGCAGGGCGUUUGCAGUACAGAAUAGGUUUCGUGAUAGUAGGUGCAAGCGAGAGAUCAAGCGAGAGCAAUUGAGCAGCGAUGCUUACACUGCUUUAACGCUGUUUUAGAAUAUUUGAAAACUGCAACCAUUUCGCAGCGCACAAUUUUUGGCUUCCGCUGCUCGAUGGAUUCGUGAACGCUGCAGAACGGAUGCGUAAGCUCUGUGCAACCAAAAACGGUGAAGUCAUGCAGCGCUCCGCGAUUGCUGCUCGGUUCGUACGGGUUUGCAUAAUUGCAGCUCAUCCACGGCGAGGCCCUAAACGAACAUUCUGAUGUGUCUACGAGUCUUUUUAAUUGGCAACAACAAGGCGUGUCAUGCUUUCUUUGCCGUGAUUUUUUUGUCGUGGCAUAAGUUAAUCCUUCCUGUUCGGACCUUGGUGUUGUAAGCUCUUAUUCUUCCUUGAUUAUCAAAAAUAUUGCCGACCUAUUUCCUUGUUAAGAGAUGUGUUCAGCAGAUCAUGACAUUCAGAAGAAUCCUUAGAAGCUAAAAUUAUUACCAAAGUAAUUAAAAACAAAAAACUUAAAGAAGAGUUUGAUGUUGAUACUUCAAAACAUUAAAUUAUUAUACACCCAUGAUCACGCAAAGUAUUAAGCCAUUGCGUACUGAAGAGUCUGCAAAACUCUAUGUCACUAUUUCUUCCAAAACAAAUGAUUCGUUUGUAUCAGAAUAUGAACUGCAAAUUACUUAAGUAACUAGUUAAGGCUGUUCGAUGGGUUUUUUCAACUGCCUGACUACCGAUUGUCAGGUAAUAUAUCAAACAUGCAUGAGACGCAGUGUUUCAUCACCAGAUGAAACACUAAGAAGAGAGUUGAAUUUACGACGCGCAGCUAGCGGAGUAUUUUUGAUGAACUUCGAGGUGUUUCAUCUGGUGAUGAAACACUGUGUCGAAUGCUUGAUACUACUUCUCAAACAAAAUGAUUUUAGACGGAGAAAUUAAGGAUUCAAAAAUGAGCAGUUUUUCAACCGAUUUCCAAACACUCAUUAAACAUAAAUUUUCUUUGUAUUUAUUUAUGAAUUAUUGAUUUGUUUGAAGUUUUGUUAAUUGGUAUUGGUGCCGAAAGAAACUCUUAAGAAGAAUCGCUUAAAAGUAUGAAUACAUUGUACUGUUCAUCAUGGGUAGCACUAUGGCCAGGAUAGACGUGAAAGACGUGUGAGCGCUGCCCGAGUAAUGCCAGAUGACUGUGUGAAUCAUGCAUAAGCGACCGUCGAUAAUUUACGCAGUGGAUUUUUUUAAACACUUCAAUCAACCUAUGAAAAUCAUUAACGACUCGGCAAAAUGCUCACAAAUUUCUCCCCACUGCAUUAAAAAAAGAACCUGUACAAGGUUUAUUUGAUCUCUUAUAAUUAGAAUUAAAGUCAAAAAGACUACUGCAAAGAUUGAUCAAACAACGUGAAAAAGGCUGAGGUGUACAAUAUUUCGACUGGCCAAUACCAGUCUUUAUCAAGUUUAUUAGGAGAGCCACGAAUACAAAGAAUAUAUACUACUGUAAAAUAAUAAACGGAAGUUACAUGGUAUGGCGGGGAAAGGUGUGGCUGCUAAGAAAAAUAAACCGAAAAAAACAUAAAGCUUAUACAUAAUGAUGACAGUUCGUCACGUUUAUUCAUUCGCAGAGGCUCGAUGGUUUUCGCUUUAUGAAUUAGGCGUGCCUCACGUGCUUUCCAAGACAAUCGCGUCCAUAUCUAAGUGUUUCAAUUGGGAAAAGUAACAUAUGAGAAACUGGGUGACUGUUGCUGAGGAAGUGUUCUGAAACUGCAGUUUGGAUGUAACAACCGGAGGGGUUAAGUACAGGGCGUCUAUGUUCAUUAAAACGGUUCUUUAGGCGGCGUUUGGUUUCCCCAAUAUAUUCCAUAUUACAAAGGCGGCAUUGAAUCAUGUAGAUAACAUUAAAAGUAUUACAAGUAAUGUUAGAUUUGGUUUUGUAGGUUUCACCAGCAGAGUAGAAAGUAUAAUUGUCACGGCAGUGGUCAAUAUAGGGGCAUCUGUUGCAGUUCCUGUUGUUAAAAAGAACCAGGAGUGGCUCAGGCAUUGUUACAAUUACCAGUCUCUGGCAAUUGGGCUUAAACAAGAAUAUCGCUGAAACUGUUAGAACGGCGGUAGCUACUACUGGAAGGUUUUAAAAAAAAUUUCUACAGCGUUCUGAGGACUAGUAGUCAGGUCUCUUAGUGCAAAAUAUAGGCCAAAUAUUUAGACACGUGACAAAAGUGUCAAAUUUGGCACAGAGCUUCCUUAACACCUACUGAUUAAUACUAGAGGGGGUGCCCGUUAGAAACGGUCCUGAUUACAGACAAAAGGGUUUAACUUUUACAUAUAAUAGCAGAUUGGGUUCCCUGUGGUGAGUCCUCUUUUUGUUUGAUUCGGCUGAAAGAACAUUUGUUUCAAAUUCUUUGAGUUUUGAGUUUAGUGAUGUUUAGUUGUUGUUACACUGUUCAAAAUAGUUUUACAUGUGCAUAAUAUUGACUACUGCCCAGUCUCCACACGGUAAGUGUGCCCCUGUUCACUGUGCGGCUAUCAGUGUCACUGGUAAGACUUUUCAGUGAUAAUGUCAUUACAUAUCAAUUCAAAUAGAAGACAAAGCCAGCUUUCAAAGGUGUCAUACAAUAACAUAAAACCCAAACAUAUGACAUCCUACACGACAGAAUCCCAUCUUGGUCAUCAUUUCCCAAAUACGAGGAAAUAUCGUUAAAUUUUGACAUGCCACAUGAACGACCUCGUGAACCGUAACUGACAACGUGCCCACUUUGUAAUUGUGCCGCUUAGAUUAGAUUAUAAUUUUCUUCGCUGGUAACCCCGUCCUUGAGGUAAUAGGGAACCAAAGCAAAGACGUUUUUGAGCGACGCACGUCAACCGUAAGUGGACUUUAUUUAUUCCUGAGCCGUAUUUUUGCCCGAAUUUUCGAACAAAUCGUCUCUAUAAUAAGAAAGAGACUAAGAAGUACAAAUUUGGUAUUGUCAAUUCAUUUUAAAAUGAAAAAGAUCUAAACAUCUCACUUCUAGUCGACGUGCGUCGUGAAAAACAUCUUUGCUUAAGCUUCCUAAUGAUUAAAACAUGCCAACUUCGUCAUCAGGGGGAAAAGGAGGAGAAAGGGUAGAACAGUUGGAUGGUGCGCAGCCUUCGGUGCGCGAGGUCCGAGUUCGAUCCUCCGUGUCAACACAUCCUUAUUUCAACUUCUUUCCUCUCUGUAUGUGUAGCUUUGCCUAGUCUUAAAUACCCUUAAAACGUAGCAUUAAUGGAGAGAGGAGGUAAAAGGAGUGGAAAUAUGGUCGCUUUACCUUGUUAUCUAUCUUUUUAUUAAGCCCUGAGGACGAGGUUGUAAAACAUGCCUCUAAAGGAAUUGUUAACACUCUUUAUUUUUUACAUAUUUGCAUUUACAAAGCAGUGUAUGAGGUCCCUCAAUGCCUAGAUACCUAUAAGGAGCUCAUUCACUUCAGAGCCCUCGCACCAGGGUUAAAUGUUAAUGGUAGGUCUAUACAAUCUUUCAAAAAAAGGAAGGUCGUCGCAUGUGUUACAAUUUACAAACAAACUAACUUCAGAAGAGCUGAACGUUACAGGAACAAGGCCUCUUUUACCCAACCAAUGAUACAUCAUUUAUGAAAAUAAAUGUAAUUUGUUUGAAUCAAUAAGGCGAAUACCCGUGGUUACGAGAUCUUACGAUCAUGAAUUCCUCAAGAGCAAUUCAGUUACCAACUUUUCACAUAAUGCUAUGGAAAAUUACGGAAAAUACCAAAUAGCAAGGGUCAACACUAAUUAUGACCUGGUCCCUUAUAAUAAAGGAGUGGUCAUGAUAAAGAAGCCAUCAGCCCCAACUUUGACCACUCAAAUAGAUUUCUGACAGAUUACCUACCACAAAACUUUACAUUCACUUAUGCCUAUAUUGCCACACCAGGAGCCUAGAAAUCGGCUUCUGGCCACACCUUGUUUUUAUUGCUCAAUAUCAUUCUAAUCAGCUUUACGAAAUAUUUUGUUAGUAGGGGUGUUUUGAAAAUGAUUGAAAUUUAGAGAUGGUGACAAAAACGAACACCACAAAGUCACAAAGCGAGACGCAUGAAACAACCGCAAUCUAAUAUUCGUGUUACACGGAUAUGGCUCCUUUGGCUGCUAUGAUGCAGACGUUAUUGAAGAUGGAAGUAGUAUCACAGCUGGUCCCGGGUUUGGUAUACCUGUUAUUACCAGUUUCACGGUUCCUGAGACUUAGGGCCUGUUAACAUGAAGGUGGGGGACCCCAGGUAGGUGAGGUAACAUGCUUAGGUGGGGUAAAAAAAACCCCUAGCUCCUUUACAUGCAAUCUUACAACCCCCCAUCCUGAGGUGCACUUUCUCAAGAUUAUGGAAUGGUCGCUAAGCACGUAAACAACAACAAUGCUGGCAAACCACGUGUUUUGGCGAUUAAUGCUCUUCUACACUCACUUGCUGCUCUUGCUGCAACCUUCAGCUUGUGGCUUUCUAUUGUUACCUUUAAUAAUGAAUUAUGUGAAGCCACAGCCAAGUGAAUUUUGCGCGAAUUUGAUGUAUCACGAAUCCGACCUCGAAUAGCCUGGGUUACCCCACCUUGAAACACUGACAUGACAAAAUUUGACCCCCAUGAAAAGCUGUGUCACCCCGUCUGGCAGACUGGGCUACCCACCUUAAAGGGUCACCCCACCUAUCAUGUAAACGUGAUCAAAUUAACAAAAGAGGUGAUAUGAACAGGCGGGUUACCUCGCCUACCUGGGGUCCCGUUCCUCCAUGUAAACAGGCCCUAAAAGGUAGCCCGGUACCCUUUGUACAGUUUCAGCAGUUAAACCAUUCACCAUUUAUCAUUUGAUUCACUAGGUAGAGUAAAUUGUUUUUCAACCUGUACAAUCUUGUACCACUUGAGUCUCACUUUUCACGACUUGAUAAGCUGUUAUUAUUUUUGGACAUGAGUGCAUCAGCGCCAAAUGUAGAGGCUUCAUGAUAAACUGUGCUGUUUUUGAAAAUUGGGCGAGCUUGUUUCCUUUUUUUCAUUUAUGAGACCAGAUUCCUUUUUGUUUGUUUUUGCUUUGUAAAGCUUAGACAAACUGCGGGAAUUGUAGAUGAUACGACUUGGGCCGCGAUACUUGCUUCUCUGUCAAAACAUGCACGUGCGUCCAGCAGAUAAAGAGAGACUGAAAGGCAUCCAGGCCUACGUUAAGCUCCAAAAAUUAAUUACCUCCUUAGGAAAGAACUAUUUUGGGUUCCGUCAUUUCGUUAUUUGCUCUUCAUGAACAGCUGUCAUAAAUCCCUGAUAAUGUGAUACAACAGACUCUUUAACAAUUUUUUUUUCUGAAAUUUUGUGUGUGAAUCGCUAUGCUAUACACUCUCUUUAGCUUAAAGGGACAUGUAAUGACAAGUAAUACUUGAUAAAUAAGGCUUAAGCCACACGAUAAGGCCUCCUCUAAUUGAAAUACAGUAGAAAAGGAGAUGAGAACCCCAGGAGCUGAGUACAUGCAUGUAUGAAGCAAAGACGAAGCCAUCUUAGAAAUGACUUAUGAAGAUGUGGGCGGACUGUGGAGUUGCUUUAAGGGCACAGUAAUAAUCGACUUAAUUAUACAAUCAAUAAGUUAACAAUGGAUGGGAAUGCCAGAUGUUUAAGUGAAUUGAAUUGUUGUUUAAUACAUGUGAAGAGCAUUCUGAGUGAUUUAAGGUAUUAAAUACCAAUUUUCAAUCAAAACACCACAAGGACCCCAGCAGGUGAAAUUUAAAAAAAAAUUAAAUCCUGAUUAGAACGCUUCAGUGGCAUAUUUGCAUUGGGCACCCCCUCUAAUAUUCAUGGUGCUGCAAUAAGCUAUCUCUGUGCAGAGUUUGGUGCUUUUGUCAACUCUGUAACAAUCCUGACCUUAAGACACCUGCCUAUAGAGGACGUUGGAAUGUUUGGGACUGGUGCGGUGCUUGUACUGGUCGGACGUGUGUUUAAGAGCUCUCCGAGCUAAGAUUAGAAUUUGCGUCUUUUCUUCUGCCAAUUAUGACCGGGAAUGAAAAGCUGAGGAAGGAAAAUCAAUCUUUACGAAAUGAGAUAGCUGAAUUGAAAGAAAAACUCCAGAAAAUUUCCGAAGAAUUUUCGUCAAAGAAAGCGGAGUUGACGAAGCCGGACGCCGAGAAGAAAAUGUCGUCAGAACGUGCUCAUUCGCCUGAAUUCGUCUCCAGUAAAUAUGACGACCUUGUCGCCUUCAAAGACGAAGCGGUGAAGCAAAUCAAACAACUGUUUACUAGAGUCGCUGAAAUCUCCAUUCUCUGCGACCGAAUUGCUAAAUCCAUCGACACUCUUGAAGCAUACAGUUACCAGUUUAAUGUUAAAAUUGUGGGUAUGCCAGCUACAACGCAAAAUGAAACCUCCGAUCAAACUGUAGCUCUCUGCCUUAGGCUGUUUGAAGCCCUUGGAGUUGAAGAUGUUUCGCUUAACGACAUCGAUAUUGCUCAUCGGAUACCGAGCCGUUCUGCCUCGAACAGGCCGAAUGCUAUCGUUUGCAAAUUUACUCGAAGACUGGCAAAGGGAAAAGUUAUGGCUGCGCGAAGGAGAUUGGAGAACCUCGAGGCGUCACAGUUAGGCUUCCCUGACGAUUUUGAUAUCAGUCAUAUUAACUUGUAUGAUCAUCUAACUCCUCGACUACAGGAGCUUCUCUUCGAGAGCAAGAAAAAUACAAGAACGCCAAUAACUUCAAAUUCUGUUGGGCGAAAAACGGAGCUGUCUGUCUGCGCAAAACGGAAACAUCAACAGUCAUAAAGCUAACAAGCCUCGACGAAUUAAAUGAACUGAGGGAGUCACGAUAAGCUAAGUACUUUGAGAUAUUAGAGUUGCAUUAAGCGGGGUAAUUCUGAAAACCUUUUUCGCUCUAUCGCUUAAAUUAGCUUAAAAUGAAGUUACGCCGUAGAAAUAAGGUCCAAGAAAAAGCUCAAACAUCAACACUCAAAGAGCUGCCUUACUUUACAUUUAGAGGCAAUCUAGCCCUCUUUCAUGGCCAAUUUAAUAAUUCGGUGUCCACUACUUCCCAGUGUAGGAGACAUCUAGAUAAAUUAUCCAGCUUAUUUGAUCUAGAUCUAUUUACUAAUCUUGACGGUCAAUUAAAUAAUAACAAUAACGAUCACAGACAAUGUCGAUAUUUAUCCCCGCAUAGUUUCAAAUUAUUUAAUAGAAAGCUAUCCAACAGUGAGGUUCAAUCUAGUUUUUCAGUUUUUCACAAUAAUGUUGUAAGCAUUAACCAAAAUUUGGAAAAUUUAACAAUACUACUGGAUGAACUCGAGUUUCAAUUUAACUUAAUUGGUGUCACAGAGACCAAAAUUACAAAUUCAAAUGAGAACGGGUCUUUUUCUUGCAUACCGGGAUAUGUUUUCGACUUUGUCCCAACACCUCUAGCAUCUGGAGGUGUUGGCCUUUUCAUUCACGAAUCACUAAAUUACACAGUUUUAGAAAAGAUCUCUAAUGAAGCUUUUCAAGCCCUUUGGAUUGAGAUAUUUUUUGCAAAUAACAAAAACAUUGUCUGUGGUAUAAUAUAUCGCCAACACAAUUCUCCGGAUCAGUUCAUGUCUUACUUCGAAGAAACCAUCGAAAAAUUGACAUCUCUUAAUAAAAAUGUAUUUAUCAUGGGCGAUUUCAACAUAGAUCUAUUGAAAUGCGAAACAUCUCAAAUUAGCCAUGACUUCUUAAUGUCCUUACAAAGUUGCUAUCUCAUUCCAACAGUUGAUAAGCCCACUCGAGUCCACAGGAACUCAGCUACGUUAAUUGAUAAUAUCUUCUUAAACAACCCUGACCAAAUACUUCUCAGCGGUAAUAUCAUCUCCGAUAUUAGCGAUCACUUCUCUCAAUUUUGCAUAAUCAAAGCAGCAAGAGAUAAAUAUAGAGGGUACACUACCAAGAUACGCGAUUUUUCUAAUUUUUCCGCAGACCAAUUCAAUAGGGAACUCUCUGAGGUUGACUGGGAAUGUAUCCUCGUAAAUCAUGCAACUGAUCCAGACAAAUUAUUUUCAACCUUUUAUAAGAAAUUUAAUAAGAUUGUAAACAAACAUGCUCCCAUUACAAAGUUAUCAAAGCGUAAAGCCAAACAGCUUUCUAAGCCUUGGAUUACUACUGGAUUAAAAGCGUCCAUUAUGGUUAAAAACAAAUUGUAUGUGUCCGGUGACGAAGACAAAUACAAAUAUUAUAGAAACAAAAUUUGUAGCCUGAUACGUCUAAGUAAAAAGAUAUACUAUCAGGAUUAUUUCGAACGCCACAAAACAAACAUGAAAAAGACACGGGAAGGAAUAAAUGACGUGUUGCAUCGCAGAAAGAAGACCAAAAUUAUAACUGCUAUUAAGGACCCGAAUAAGAGCAACAAAAUCGUAAAAGAACCUUCACAGGUCGCUAAUAUUCUUAAUGACCAUUUUUCGUCUGUAGGAAAUAGGCUAGCUAGCACAAUUCCAAAGCCACAACAACAUUAUCUUAAUUAUGUUAGUCAUUACAAAGCACCAUCUCCAUCUUUUCUAUUCUUACCGGUAACGUCCGACGAAGUGAAAUUUCAGAUACUCUCCAUACCAAACAACAAGUCUUAUGGUCUAUAUUCAUCUCCCAUAAAAUUAUUAAAGUGUGCAAGUAGUAUCAUAGCUCCUAUUCUUUCAGAAAUAUUAAAUAUCUCAGUGACACUAGGAAAAAUACCCCUGAAAACUUAAAUUGUCCAAAAUAACUCCAAUAUUCAAGAGUGGUGAAGAUAAUGAUGCGAAUAACUACAGGCCUAUAUCCUUAUUAUCUAACUUUAACAGAAUUUUUGAAAAGAUCAUGUACAACGGAAUGAAAGAUUACAUUGACAAACAUAACUUAUUGUAUUCCUCCCAGUACGGUUUUCGUAAAGGUCACUCGACUCAACAUGCAAUAUUAGACAUUGUAAACGCAAUACAAAUUAAUAUGAAUCAAGGCCUUUUCUCGUGCGGAGUCUUCAUAGACCUCAAGAAAGCUUUUGAUACUGUCGAUCAUAACAUUUUGCUUGACAAACUUAAUCACUAUGGUUUUCGUGGAAUAAUUAAUGAUUGGUUCUCCUCGUAUUUGAAUAAUCGGAUGCAAUCUACCCAAAUCGGACCAUACAUUUCAAACAAAGCCAACGUAAGUUAUGGCAUUCCCCAAGGAUCUGUGCUCGGCCCGUUGCUUUUUUUAUUGUAUGUUAAUGACAUACAUCAAUGCUGGAAUAAACUUAAGUUUUUUCUCUUCGCCGAUGAUACUAAUAUCCUUUAUGCCGAUAAAAACUUAAAGUCCCUAGAAAAUAUAGUAAAUAUCGAAUUACAAAACCUCCACGAAUGGUUAACAUCCAAUAAGUUAACUCUCAAUACUACAAAAACGAACUUUGUAAUCUUUCAUCCUUAUCAAAAAAAAGUCACUUACCAACCGAGCCUCUACAUGUUCGAUAACGAAAAAAAAUGGAAAUGUAACUCUAGAGUCCAAAAAUUAUAUUAAAUAUCUUGGUGUGUUGAUUGAUGAAAAUCUUACUUGGAAAUAUCACAUUGACGCCGUUACGGCAAAAAUCAGUAAAACCGUUGGACUAAUUUCAAAACUUCGGCACUCCAUACCCCGUCAUAUACUGUUAUAUAUUUACCAAACAUUAAUCCACCCUCACCUAAACUAUGGUCUUGCUGCCUGGGGUCAGGCAUCCAAGACGUCCCUCAAUAAAAUUUUAAUUCUCCAGAAGAAAGUGCUUCGCACGAUGUAUUUUACGGAUAUACGUGAACACGCAAUUCCUCUAUUUAUCGACGCUGACAUAUUACCAGUGUCAUUUAUGUAUUAUAAAACUGUGGCUAAUCUAAUGCACGAUAUUAACAACAACAAUUCGCCAACAAAUCUGCUCAAUUUAUUUGAAAAAACCUCAACAAUUCAUUCUUACUAUACAAGAUCAUCUAGUUCAGGUAACUUUCACGUCAAAAGCUCAAAGCUGGAAAUACACAAAAACUCCUUGUCUCGCUUUGGUGUAAAACUUUGGAAUGAGAUGCCUUGUCAUAUUAGAGAUCUUCCUAAAAAGAAAUUUAGGAAAGUACUUCACAGAUUGCUUUCGGAUAUCUUAAAAAGAGAAGAUGACUAUAUUGAGACGCCCUUAAUAGUUGAAAAAGUUCGAUUAAUAGUUUAGUGAUUUCUGUAUUAAAGUAUUUGUUUGUUUGCUUGUUCAGAUUUAAUGUAAUUAAAAUAAAACUGUGAUAGAAUAUUAUUUAUUGUAACUUCAAAUUGUAGUUUUUCUUUCCUUUUCCUUUCCUUUCUUUUCCUUUCAAUUUAUUUUUCUUUUAACUGGUCCGCCUAGAUUAGCAAUUGCUAUUUUGCGGGCCAGUCUAUUGUAACCAAUAGUCUUAUGAAAUAAAGUUGAAGUUGAAGUUGAAGUUGUUGAAGUUUUGUGAAUAAUGUGCGCGACAUUAGGCAAUGUACGGUUAUAUGUAAUAACACAAGGAGUGGUUUCAGUCUGUGUAUGAGGUUUGUCUUUAACUGCGUCAGCACGAGGAACGUCUAAGGCACGCUGUAUUUAAUCAAAUGGCAUGCUUCGUGAAAUAAGGGAACUGAAUUUCACUUGCGUUUUUAGAAUUUGGACAAAACGCGUCUGCGAAAUUAUUUCCAACAAAAUAUAGAAAGAUAAAACAUUCUUGCAAGGACCCCCUCCAAGGCCUGGAAAUGGCAAUUGGCCAAUGCGUAUUUAUACGUAACCUGAGAUCAAAUACAAUUUUCGUUUCGCUUUGUAAAUAACAUUCCGGCGGGCAAGGUGAAAGAAUAAGAGAGCCUGAUACAAAUCCUUCGAUCUACGAAACGUCUGCCUCCCACUUUUUUUUUUGUAAUUUAUUAAUUUUUAUUUGAAGUUUUCAUUUUACAGAGUACACUUAAAGUAAAAAGGAAAAACAAACAAACAAAACAAAACAAAAAGACAAAAAAAGAAAAAACUAUUACAGCAGACAAUAUCUAAGUUGAUAGAAAGUACCUAUCUUUAUAUUUAUGCACAAUAUUUAAUUGUUAAUUAGAUCAUAUUAUAUUGAUUAACUUUUUCCACUUACUAAAAUGUUUAUUUAAUGUGCCUCUUUUCCUGGCAAUGUAAAGUUCAAUGUUGUAAACACACCUAGUCCUAGCAAUGAACCCCUGAAGGGAAGGCGUACCCUUUUGACAUUUCUGUGAAUAAAUAUAGUACUUCCCAAGCAAUAAAAUAUGAUCAGCUAGAAGGAAAUCAUCUCCAACAUCAAAUUUUCCCGAAGAUUAUAUCCUCUUCUUUUGAAUUCUCAACAAUAAUGUUGUUGUCUCUUAGCCAGGACAAGACGUGUUUCCAAAAAUCAGAGGAUGUUUUAGAGGAAAAAAGUAAAUGCUCGAUGGAUUCGACCUCAGUUUGGCAGAAAACACAUUUAUCUGGUUCAGCCAUACCAAAACGAAAAAGUUUCUCAUUCGUGUAUACGAUACGGUUCAGUAUUUUGAACUGAAAUUCCUUAAGUUUUGUUUCUAAUGUUGUGCGGAAAGAUAAUAAGUAAACUCUUGUCCAGUCAAUAGUUAAAUGAUGAUACUUUGCGGAUAGCUUCUCUUUAGCGGUAGGUGUGGUUUGUUUUUUGGCCUAUAAAUGGGUGAUCUUGUUCCACUCUCGCACCUUUUAGAAUAUCCGAUACGUCUUUGAAGAAGAGAAAUUGUUCACUACACUUAUUUGGAGCGUAAAUGUUUAAAAGAAAGUAAGGCGAAUCCUGAAUACAAGCAUUUAGAAAAAUGUAGAGACCUUGAAAAUCUACCUUGGUAGAAUGUAUUUUGAAAUCUAAAUUAUCCUUUAUCAGUACCAGAACACCUCUGCUAUGAUUGCUGCCAUGCAAGAAGAACAUGUCACCUUUCCAUUGUUUUCUCCAGACAUUUUCAACAUCUCGAGUGCUGUAUGUUUCUUGCAGGACAUCGGAAUUUACAAGCCAACUAAAAACAGCUUUCCGCUUUUCAAAAGUGCGAAUCCUAUGAACAUUUAACGAUAAAAGAUUGAACUCGCUAUUACGCCCCAUAUUGCCAGAAUAAGUAGGAUCUAAUUUGGUCGGAAAAAUUUAUCAACACAUUGACAUCAAUCUGACACUCAAAGAAAUUCUUGACUGACAUGCUGCGAUAGCUUUGAAUAACAGAAAAUGAAAGGAAAAUAACCACGAAAACGAAAACAAAAACAAUAGAGUACAACCACUUAAUACUGAUACAAACACUUAAAAGAACAGUACGAUAACUAUCUCGAAUGCUGCGCUCUGGAAUGGAACUAAGUAAAGUUGUUUGAGGUUGCAUGUUUGCGUACGACAGCAAAAAGCCUAGUUGAGCUUUAGAGACAGUGAUUCGGAAAUAAAGUUUUAAAGUAAAUGUACUUAACGCCUACAACAGAUUACGAGGAAACUGUAUGCAAAUACAUGACUAUUUGAGAGCAGAGUGAAAGAAAAGCUCCGAUGAGAGUAUUACAUUUACAUGUACAUUUUUCUCUGGAUAUGUGUAGAGAGCGGUGCUCGUACCUAAACAAAAUCUGUCAAUGAAGCAUUUGCAGGGAUAAAUUUACCAUUGACAAUAACUUAUCCGGUUGCGCUUUGCUGAAAUAUACUGUACAGCCUUUGCCUCUGGCUUCCUUGAACUUUUUCAUCUGACUUUUUCUUAUUUCAUAAAGGUCUUUUGGUAUAUCGUCAAACACCGAAAAUUGUUUGUCCUCUUGACUCUUUAAGUCCUUGCGGGCUUAAUCCAUCACCAUUUCCUUGUCCGAAUAUCGUAAGAAACGUGCGAUAAUUGGGCGAGGUUUGUCACUGCUGUUGUUAGGCUUUCCCAUUCGAUGCACUUUUUGGAACUCGAUUCUACCACGAGGGUUUUCAAUACGAGACUUGUUUUCCAGGAAUUUGAACACUAAAUCUCUUGUAUCCUCGGGUGGGAAGUUAACUUCAGAAGCCGGCACUACUUCGUCAAUCCCAAAGAAUUUAACAUUUUCUCCCCUUGAAUAGGUUUCUAAAUACAAUAACUGCUUGCGAAGAUCAUUUAAUUCAAAUUUUGACUCCUGUGACUCUUUCUUUACGUCUGAAAUGUCGUUGUCUUUGAACUGGGUACUUUCUUUCAAUUCGGACUCUUUCUUUUCCACUCUGUUUGUUUUUUUGCUUCAGGUCUUGUACAUCUUCAUAUAAACGAGAUACUUUCUCCUCGAUACUAGCAAGACUGGCAGAAACCUCGCUAAGAUACGCUUCUAUCUUAUUGAGUUUUUCUAAUUUAUCCAGCACACGCUGCAGUUUCAGACUGACGUCCUCCGCCAUCUCCAGCGCUUCAAACACUUCGUCCGUUUCACUAUUUUUGCUUCUUUUCUCUUCACGUGACUGAUUAGAAGAUUGAGAUGCUGCACCAGAUCUGCCUUUCCUUUUGGAAGACAUUAGAGGCGUAUAAAGAUGAAAAAUUGCAAUCACUGCCUCCUGCUCAACACUACGCGACCUAUUCGUUCGCCAUGCUAGACCCAGUCCUUCCCCUCCAACUUUUUUGAUUUAUUGACAUUUGCUGAAUCAGCCAACCAAAAUUACUUCCGUUGCUUUUUUUUAGUUUGCAAAUGUUUCAUACGUGAGAAAACUGCAGACUUGCUGACUUAAAAAAUAGCUUUUACCUUUUAAUUUUGUCAACUAAAAGUAAAACAGUCAGCACAAUCACAUUUAACUUCUUACGAGAUUAAAGGAGAUCUCCAAGGUUAUUUCUGUUGGCGUAGAAGGUAAAAAGUUUUCGAAAAGACGUUGACACGAUGUUCUAGUUAAUAUUUUGUCUUGGCGUGCUCGAAUUUAAAAUACUGAAAUUCUAAUUUUCUGUUGCCUUUAUAUUUUCCUCGGCAAUUUUGCCCGAUUUUCAGUACAUAAAUCUUUAAAAAUCUUGGAGAAAUAAAUCGCGAACUUUUUCAAAGGAUAUAUAAAUUUUCUCAGAAAAAAACUAAACGAGUUCUCAAGUGCAUUUCAUUUAGCUGAUUUAGUCCCGUGAGUACACUUGUAAUUUGCGAAUUUACUAGAGAAACAAACGUCUAAAAUCCAGGUAAAUAUUAUCUGCCAAUUUGGUAAGACGAAACGACACUACUAAUAAUGCAUGCUCAACUGACCUGUAAACAAAACGAAAAACAAUAUUAUAAACACUUUGUAGUUCUCUUUAGUUGUGUUGCUGUUUUACUGCAGGUCUGAAACGCCCGCUAAAUUUGUUAAUCGAAAUUAACAAACAGCACACAGCCAGCGAGCGAGGACACCAGUUUUCCUGCUAUAUUUUUUACGAAAAGUGAAGGCAAACAACAGGUCUAUUAACUUAAGACUAGCGCCACUAGCUUACAAUAUUAAAUGCCUACAAAAAAUUCCUUGAACAGCGAUGUGAUAUUUUUCGUUUGAUACUUCGCAUUUGGCGAUUGAGUGAGCCUCCGCUUGCGUACCCCGUUCAGAGAAAUCAUUCCCAGCUAAACUUUCAAAUGAAACCAGUUCUAAGAUGUUCAGUAUUUUGAUUUGCACUCGUUUGUUGGUAAAUCAAAAGGCACAUUCUACGCAUUGUUAGCGGUCAACAACUUGCAGAGAGAGUCAACUCUGCGAUACACUCACAUUAGUUCCGUAAAUUAAGCAAAUUCUGAGAAGAUAUGAACAACCAUCUGAAUUUUUUAAAUUUCCAUGGCACAUAUUAAGGCAUAUUUUCCUACUAUAAAACCAUAAAACGAUAAAAAAGACUGCAAAAUCGAUCCUUCUCUCCGCCGACGACUGAUCAUUUGCGAAAACAACCACGCGAGGAAUAAGCGCUUUCAACUUCCGUUGAUUCCAACAGCCAAUCAGAUCUUGUGACAUUGUUCUAACAGCCAAUCAGUGUUGCGGCCAAAAUCUGGCCGCAGUGAGCAUAAACUUGCGACAGUUGUGUAUCAGGCCCAAUUUUAGCGGUAGCCGUUAGAGAGAAUGUAUGAGAACCACUAAAAUUGGCCCUGAUCCCAGGUUAAUACUUACGAUACGGAGUGAUUGCGCAAUACUAUUUCUUAAGUGGUGAGCUGGUACCUUGUACAUACUGUAUUUCGCGAGUGAUUAAUUUUGCCUUUUUAAAGCAUGCCAGAAGAAUGAUGUUCUAUUGCUUUUCUUAAUGCCUGGUGCAAGGAAGUUGUAACAUCAGUGUAAGUGAACACUAGUUUCAGAACUUCAUGGGCUAUGAAGGUGACUCAAACAUUUGUUAAAAAGGUGAAAAUGUAUUCCAUCCAAAAUCAGUCACUGAAGCAGGCCAGCCUCCUCCUCAGGCGCUUCGUUUUUUGCAAGGUAGAGGCGAGCGAGAGAGAGACGUCUGGGUACAAGGCAGAAAGCAGGCUGUGUUAGAUUGGAGAUGAGCGGUUUUCUAUCUUUGUCAUGGUACUAAAUAGCCAUGGAAUUUAAGCAGACCAUUACACUAAGUUCCAAAGGGGAACGGGAGUCUGUGGACGAGUAGUCAGCGGUAAACUCCAGAAGAAUACAAAAUGGCCUAUAAAGCUAACACUCUACAUACCUCUCUGAGUAAAGUUAUAGAGGGAAGCGUGUGUCGUGAAUACCGAAGGGCCGUUCUUCACGAUAUCACAGUUUUAAAGCAAAACAGGGUUUAUUUCACAGCUUCCAUCCUCACAGUACAAUGGCUCGCUCACACACUACACAAAGUCGUGACUUUCUUGAAUCUAUAAGCUUUAGUUUUUAAUGCGAUCUGUCAUCAAGUUCUCUGUCGCUCUGACAGACGAGUGAAACUAUUAAUAACAAAAUCAAAGGAAUAAUAAAAUCACGCCAUCUCACAAUCACGCUACACUCUUGCUUCAUAACCCUCUACCCCUGUUCAUCGCGAAUAGUGAUGAACAAUUCGAUUUUUCUAAUCAUAGUUGCAAUGUCUCUAAUAGAAAUGUUCAAAGAUCAGUAGUCAUCAUCAGUAAGUUCGGCAGCGUCUUUUAUCCUGGCACGUGCUGCCACAGCAGCGUCUCUUGACGGCAUAGCUGUUGUCCUGUAACAGGACAGCUCCAUUGGAUAAAGGUGUUGGACAGGUCUCUCCAGAUAAGAUCUUCCCGCUCGCAGUUUAGCCCCUCUGACAACUCUGUCUCGUCCAGUAAUCAGCUCUUCGACUAUUCCUAGCUUCCACAAUCCACGAUUCUUUUCUUCGCCUUUAAUGAUGACAACAUCUCCCUUAGCUAGGGCCACCUUACUUCCUUUGUGCUUUAAAUUGUGCCGCUCACGCAAGCCUCGUAGGUAUUCUGAAGACCACCUCCCCCAUAGUACGUCUUUACAUUUCUUCAGGUACCGUGCACGCUUUCUCAGGUCUUGGUUCUCCAACUGAUGGCUCUGUGUUUCAGGCAAUAGAUUCGGGCGGCCAAACUGCAACAGGUUGGGGGUCAAUAUGGGUAAUUCAACAUAGCUCAGCGGGAGGUUAUUCAUGGUAACUUCAACGUCCAGAAGAACAUCCUGUAGCUCACCCCAGGUAAGCAUACCGUUUCCCACUGUCUUGUUAAAGGCUCUUUUGACAAGACCAACCAUCCUCUCAAAUUGACCUCCCCACCAGGGUGCUCUGGACAGGUUGAACUGCCACUUGACGUCGACUUUGGCUAGGAAGUUAUGCGGGCGCUCAUCUUUCAUUACGUUUCUCAGCCACUUCGCUGCUGCCACGAACGAUUUACCGUUAUCGGAAUAGAUUUUCUCUGGACGGCCCUUUCUGGCGAUCAGGCGCUUAAGGGUGCUGAUGAACUCGUUAGUCUCCAAGGUUUUGGUAAGCUCUAGGUAAAGUGAUCGUGUCAGGCUACAGGCGUACAGGACAAUAUAGGCUUUCCCUUUUCUGUUUUUGCUUGUGCGGUACUUGAUGGGACCGGCGUAGUCAACACCAACUACUUGAAAAGGUGAAUUUCCUUCAGUGCGGUCACGAGGUAAAUUUCCUUGAGGUGGAUUGGCGAACGCAGCGAUCUGAAACCGUUUGCAUCCGUAACAUUGCUUGAUUACUCGUUUAACAAGCUUGCGCAACCUUGGUAUCCAAUGAGACUCUCGCACUUUGGCCAUGGUUAGUCCUACUCACCCAUAAAGAGUAAUCUCAUGAGCGUGUUGUACGAACUUCAGGGUGUAGAGAGCACUAUCAGGGAGAUAGACGGGAUAGUUUCCCUGGAUUCUUCCACGGCACUCGAGAACCUCCUUUCGGUUUGGCUGCAGGUUAAGUCUUAAGUGGUCUUCCUGGAAUUGAUCAGAUCCCUUCCACUGUUUUUGAGUCUUCUUCUCCCAGAACAACCUCUGCGUGUUAAUUUCCUCGGUAGUCAAUGGACCUUUGAUUCUCUGAUUUCUUGGGGAUUUGUUGCCCAGGAAUCGUGCGACCCACGCCCCCACUCUCAAUGUGCGCCAAAGGGAUGAUCUUAGUAACAGUUCGUCCAUAACAUCGUUGCUUUCUACUGCUAAGACAAAAAUCUGCUUGGAGGCUUUCGCUUCUGCGUUAGAUUCUGGGCUUGCAACCGUUAUGAUGUCCGGCGGCCAGCUGUCUUGUUCUUUCAACCAUGUCGGACCAUUCCACCACAACGAGUUAUCUUCCUUCACUAGUCCUCCUCUACUUGCUAAGUCUGAAGGGUUUUCUUGGCUCGGUACAUGCCUCCAUGUGAUUUCAGUUUUCUCUCUGAUCUUGCGGACGCGGUUGCUGACAAACUGCUUAUAUUCCCCGGAGCCCCUUAUCCAGUGUAGGGCGACACUACUGUCUAGCCAUGCGUACAAGGACUUAACUGGAAACCCGAUCAGCGCAUCUCGUACAUUAGUUAGCAAGUUAGCCACCACAUGACCAGCUACUAACUCAAGUCUGGGGAUUGUGAGACCUUCUUUGGCGAGGCGUGCCUUCGCUGCGACGAGUCCAUGCGUCACCACUGAAUGUUGCUGGACCACUGCAUAAACAGCUGCUGCUAAUCCCUGUACACUUGCAUCGCCAAAGGCAUGAAGAGUAAUUUCACGGAUUUCUUCUCCCGCUACAGCUAAGGACCUGGGCACUUCAACUUGAUCAGGCAGGUUAUUUUCUCACUUGCUCCACUUCUUUGCGAUUUGUAAUGGAAUCUCUUCGUCCCACGCGGUCUUUUCCUUGCAUAUAUCGCGAUAAACAAUCUUUCCUUGUAGGAUUACGGGCGCAGCAAGACCGAUGGGGUCGUAGAUCUUCGCAAUUUUGCACAGCACACCUCUUUUGGUAGGGUCAGCAAUCUCUGUAGGGAAGGUUACAGCUAUUUUGUCAUCUUCUUUAUUCCAUCGCAAUCCCAGAAGGCCACACGCGCCUGGUUUCUCUCCUGGCUGUUCUUUAGCGCAAGUAAGCUCAACUUCACUGUCAGUUGCUUCGGUUAAUUCUAGCUCUCUAGCGUUUGAGCUCCAUUUGUGUAAAGUGAAGGUGGCCUUUGCAAAUAUUUCUGUUGCAGUCUUCUUAAGCCUUUUCAACUGUAGGACCGCCUGUCAGUAAGUCAUCCACGUACAAUCCCCUCUCAAUCUCUGGUACUGUCUCAGGAUAAUCCGGCUUACAAAUUUCGAGGUGAUGCUGAAUGACGCCCCCAAGAAGAAAGGGUGAUGGGCCCAGACCAAACAAGGCACGCGUAAAACGCAGCGUACGUACUUUCCCGGGAUUCUCUCUGUCAAUCCAAUGAAAUCUCAAGGCGUCUCUGUCUUCUUCACGGAUGCGCACUUGAAGGAACGCCUUUCUAAUGUCUCCUGCUAUUGCUACUGCAUGAAAUCUUCCGCGGACCAGCACUCUCCAAAUCUGGUUUUGUAAGGGCGGUCCUGUCUCUAGACACUCGUUAAGGGAAGGAGCUGUAUCCUUGGCUCUAGCAGAGGCAUCGUAAACAAUACGCAUCUUCGUGGUUGCUGCAUUCUCUCUAAUUACAGCCUUAUGGGGAAUGUAAAAUUCUUUUCCUUUAGCGGGAAUUUCUGCUUCCUCUACAACCCCCUCUUCAAGCUGCUCACGGAUUAUGGCACCAUGCUCUUCUAACUUGCCGUUCGUUUAAGUCGAUGUAAAAGGGUUGCAAGGCGUUUGAGGCUACCCAACUUAUUGUCUGGCAAGGGGGGAUGGUUUUCUUUCCAUGGGAGAGCUGUUUCGUACCACCCCUCUGGACUGCGUUUUAGUUGUUCAAGGAACUCCUGGUGCACGACUCUCUGGUCACCAAUGGGCGUGUCUUCCAACCCAAGGACAUCCAAGCGGCACAAUUCUUCAUAGUCAGCGGCUGAUGUCUGUGUGAGGAACAUGUUUUCAAUAUCCACCCCUGCACCAGAAGACAUUAUUGUCCGGCCGAACCUGGUUUCUUCAGCAAUGGGCUCUCCAAUUUCUCCUACACGUUGAUAACCAGCCAUCUUGAUUUUGGUGUACUCAUUAGCGCCAAGUAUAACAUGGAUGGGGAGAAUUUUUUUAGUGUCAGUUUCUUACAUUUGCACUCCCUUAAGAUGUGAAUAACGUUUCACCAUUUCUGGAUAGUUAGGGUUCUCUAGCGAUAAAAGUUCUCGUUGUUCAAUCUUCGUAGCGCAGACUGGCAGCGUAAACCUUCCUUGAGUGUCACUGAUGUUAACAUCAUAAGUCUCAAUGUGCUUGGUAACCAGGCCCAUGAUCGUCUUGAUACCGCGCGUAAGGUUCCGAGCAGGUUUAGCUUUCAAAAGAUCCACCAACAAAGCUGAAAUGUAGGUUCCGGUAGCGCCAGUAUCGAGCAAUGCGCGGCAUUUGACUCUGUUAACUUUAACAACGACGACUGGAUGGCAAACUUUCUCCUCCACGUGUGCGGCUGUCAUUGCUGUCCCCUCACUUGAUAGUUGGCUAUUUUGGUCGCAGAUUGAGGUGUGGUGCCUCUGCUUGCAAUUCGAGCAGUUUCCUCUGCUCCGACAAUUGGUUGCUCUUUGCGGCCCAGUACAAUUGAAGCACAGCCUUUUCUCCUGCAGAUAUUUCCUACGAUCUUCAACGCUAGUAAUGGCGGUACAAUCUUUAGCUUUGUGCGAUACUUCACGGCAGUAAACACAACCACGUGUCGCAUUUCCGUUGCGUUCCUCCACAUGAAAUUUUCUUAAGGUAUCGCGUGACUUCACAUUUUCUCGGGGAUGGAUUUCCUUCCAUUCACGAAGCGCGUUAAGCAAGUGCGUGAAAUUCCACGACUGCCAUUCUGGGUGACCCUGUACUAAUUCAGCUUUAAUUCCAGGCAAUUUAUUCAAAAUACCACGCACCAAUGCCACGCAUUCGGAGGUUUUUCCUAAUGUUUUGAGCGACUGAACAUUGUAGAGCAAAGCUUCAUAGAAGUCGUGUACUUUGGCCGGUUGAGUUCCGGAAAUGAAUGGAAGCGCAAGAAUGUUUUCAAUAUAUGCGUUCACGAUCUCGCUCAUCUUCCGAUAAUUACUCUUCAAAAUACUAUUUGCGCGUUCACAUCCUUCUGUAGUGAAGGGAAGGCCAUCUAUUCCUUUACGAACGCGUGGCUCUACUAGCUCCUUGAGAUAGGCAAAUUUCGUGACUGCUGGUAAAUCGGUGCUAUCAAUUUCUGCUUCAAAUUUGUUCCAAAACGACAACCAAUUUUCAAGAGCCCCAUUGUAUUUGGUAAUCACGAGCUUUGGUAAUUUCACGCUAUGUUUAUGCGGCAAAUUUCUCGUUGAGUUUUGGGCUUUGGAAAAUUCUGCCUUUUGUUCCAGCUGAUGCCGCUCAAACUUUAGCUGCUCCUCACGUUCUCGAGCUAAAUGAUAUUCCUUGGUUUCCCGUUUUUCGUUUUCAGAACCUGUGAUUAUUUCUUUGAGACGAGCCUCUAAGAAUUUAAUGUCAUUGUCCACAAUGUCAAUCUUACCUUCGGUUUCCUCUCCCCACUCUUUUACUUCGUCCACAGUUUCUCCCUUUUCCAGUUUUUCUUGCUCUAUAUCCCUCUUUAACUCCUCAACACCAGCUACUAUAGUCUGCAAGGCUUCUUUGUGUCGACGAAUCUUUUCCAAGUUAUCGCUAACAGCAACAUCCUUAGUUUCUCCUCUGGUUAGGUCAAGCAACUGUAGCUUUGCGCUAAGCUUGGCCUCCAUCUUCUAUAUUCUAUUUUUCUCAGUGUCCCGUCGGAGGUGCCACUUUGUCGUGAAUGCCGAAGGGCCGUUAUUCACGAUAUCACAGUUUUAAAGCAAAACAGGGUUUAUUUCUCAGCUUCGAUCCUCACAGUACAAUGGCUCGCUCACACACUACACAAAAUCGUGGCUUUCUUGAAUCUAUAAGCUUUAGUUUUUAAUGCGAUCUGUCAUCAAGUUCUCUGUCGCUCUGACAGACGAGUGAAACUAUUAAUAACAAAAUCAAAGGAAUAAUAAAAUCACGCCAUCUCACAAUCACGCUACACUCUUGCUUCAUAACAGCGUGAAAACAGCAUCUAUACGUACCGCUCGUUGAAAUGUGAGGUGAUAGAAAACUUCUUGAUCUUCUCCCUUGAAUAAAUAGAGUAUAUAUACUGAAGUGUGACGUCAUAUAAAAUGAAAUUUCUGAAAUUAUGGGAUUUGUCAAGCUAUUCUGAAAGAACAAUGUCCAAGAGGCCUAUUUGCCAAAAAUGAGCAUUUCGGGGCAAAUUGUCUCUGAGAUCGUAGUCCAGUUAUGCUUAGAAAACUCCAUACAAACCCUUCUAAAUUUUUUUGGGUCGACCCAAAAAAAAUUAGAAAGGUUUGUUUGGCGUUUUCUGAGUAUAACCGGCUAACAUAUCAGAGACAAUUAGCCCUGAAAUGAUCAUUUUUGGUAAGUAGGCCUCUUGGACAUUGUUCUUUCAGAAUAUCCUGACAAAUCCCAUAAUUUCAGAAAUUUUAUUUUUAUGACGUCAUCACUAGUACUCUAUUACCUUUGACGAAGUCGAUACAAAGGGACUCAGAUUUACCAAGGUGCAACAAGCCAUGUAAAUGCAGCAAACAAGUUUGUCUGAUGUCUAAUGCAGACAUAAAUGGCGUAAUUGCCCUUAAAAGUGGAUCCGGUGGAGAUGAGCGAGGAGAAACGUCAACCGUCAAACGUCAUGAGGUUUUGAGCCUUGUGCAAGGGGUGAGUCGUGCAAUUUUCAGCCACCCUUAGGGGGUGAAUCAUCCUAAUUUAUAACAUAGAUAGGCAGGUAUUUUAGUCUUGAUACUAAUGGAACAGCGGAGCACGCUUGUCAUAUAAACACAGCAAGUUGGAAUGAUAAAAAUACUCCCAAACCUGUUGUGUCCUUUUUAAAAUGCAAUUUUAACAAAAUGUACGAUUCUUGUUUUUUACAUUUCAUUGGUGUUUAAAAUUCUGGUACCUUAGUGUGGUUACCUAUGUUGUUACAUAAUUAUAUUCUAUAAAGGAAGCAAACAAAGAAACUAGAGGUCCUAUUUCUUCUCAUAAAAAUAGGUAUCAGUAAUAAGCAAAAAUAUUAGGGUGAUCUUAACAAACGUAUUCAAAAUAUCAGAAACUUUGAAACAGCAGUAACAGUGAUGUACCAUUAAACGUACUCGCCAAACACAGUUGUUAAUAUUAUUGAAUUCCUUAUGAAGCGAGGCAACAGGCUAGGGUUUUGUGAUUUUGUCAUGCACAGAACAAGGUAUUAUUAGAUUAUUAAGAGGAAACCAAAAAUCCACGUUUUAAUACUAGGGGGUGGGUCAUGUAAUUUCCAACCUUGCUUUAGGUGUAGCUCAGUCAUUUUUGUGCCGGAGGGAGGGGGUGGGCCAUGUGUUCUUUAUCAACCACAUUUCCAAAUGUUCCGGCCCAACCCCCCCAUACUUUUACGUUUUUGCCAGUCCCUAAAAUGCUGUAAAUUAUGCCAAGCAUACCUUUAGGCGAAGUCAGUUGACGCUUAGUUUCACGCAACUUUAUAGCUUUGGUUUGUCGAAGAAGUUACCUAAUGACUGUAUUCACCAGACUGAUAAGUGAGGUCACUUGACCUGUCACGUCACCAUAAUUGAACGUUAAGGCGCAAGAAGACCUCAAGAUUUAGUUUUGGGGAAAAUUUCACCUUGUUCUAGAUAUCCUAGCGUGAUAUAUUACCAAUCAAUCAUAUACUCCGAAUACACCUUUGCCCUUUAGGCCUUAAAUCCCUUGAACUUGAAGUGGUUGUACUGAAUAACAAUACUGUAUUGUGUUCUUUUUUUAGAGAAAACGGAUGCAACUAUGCAAAGAUACCAGAAAGAAAUUAUCCGAAAGCACUUUGGGAGACUCGUAGAAGAUAUGGAACCAAACCCAGUGGUGAGGUAUUUGUUUGAAAAGGGCAUCGUCAGUAAAGAGGAUAUGGAAGUCAUACGUUCAAAGGACACAAGUGAUGAACAGAAUGACGCUUUACUACUUAUACUGAUGAGAAAAGGCCCGGAUGCUUUCAAAAGGCUUAUUGAAGCACUGCAGAGAAAUAAAUCUUCUUUAGCUGACAUACUUUUAGACGAAGGUAAUAAGUCUAUUAAAUAUGACGAAUCUCUCAAAUUAGAAACGCAUUGAGAGAUAGGGUGACCUGUGAUAGGUGUAUCAAUUAAGAAACUGAAGACACGUUUUUAUAAGUGUACAAGGACUCAAAUCGGUUUGAGAAUUGUCAAAGAGAGAUUAGCCGAGCCAACAGAAGGCUAGGGUUCGCUUUUGGGUUGUAAUUUCUUUCGUCUCAGUAGAAAAACUGUCAAAUACAGUUCAAAAUUUGCAUCGCUUGUGUAUUGAAGGGGAAACUGCAGACGUGCCUAAGAACGGGAGGGUAAUUACUGCUGGACAAACUCAAACUGGUCAAAAACACAUGAGGAUGACUGAGUUCCAAUGCCACUACUAUACCAGAUAGCUUUUUGAUCCGACAUAAAAACCUUUCCGUUAAUUAUAGAACAAACCGCAACGGCACAGAACUAAAACAGGUCGUGCACACACAUCAAACAUCGUACCGCCAGAGCGCUUACUUCCGUCUUAGUGGGUUCCAUUUUUUGUUAUAUAAUGCUUAUUAAUAAUUUUUCUUCCACUAAGGUCUAUUACCUGUUCACAUUGCGACGAAGAGUGACAGAAACCUAUUUGAUAUGCGACGAUCUCCUUUCAAUAUCGGUCCGGCACAGCUUUGCUCUGUUAAUGAAAUGGCGACGAAAUCACAGUUUUAACGUGUGAAAAGAAGCCGUAUCCAGGAUGGUUUUCGUGUGUCGGAGUAAGAGCUAUCCGGUAUAGUGUGAAAAAAAAGCCUAAUAAAUGAUAGAAUCCGUAUGUAAUUUUCCCCGGCAGAAAGAAAAGAGCUGUUGAAAAAGACGCAGGACAUAAAUUUGAAUAGUCCAAGCACUAGUCAUGUGAAGAGCACUUCUGCAUCAGAAUUUGGAGAAGAAACUGGCUUUCAAGGUAAGAAACACCAACGAUUCUAUUUCAUGUAAAUUCUUUCCGGGUUUUGUCUCUCACGUAUUUAAGCUAGAUCACUUUCGCAGCGAAAGUGCACUGGUACUUAUUUUUGAACGUAUUUAGAGUCUUUCUACGGCUGGACAAACAUCCUAGCAGAAGCUCUUAGGACAAUCGGGCGUCAUUGGUUAAUUUUUCCCGAAAAAAAAAAUUUUGUAACCUCACACGCAAAAGUUGGUGGAAAUUGCACGGUUCUUAUAAAAGGUCGAUAACUUAAGAGAAAUGAGCAAGGGUUAACGGGUUGUGACGAAAUUUGAAAUAAAUAAUUGAUUUAUUUUCAGGAACAAUUGCUAGUCGAACCGAUCAGAUUAGUAUGGAUGACAAACACCGGAACAUUUUGCGUCGUACCCGCCUCACACUAAGAAAGGACCUUGAACCUAUAAAGCUAUUACCUUAUUUGGUAGAUGUGUUGGACCACACAGACGAGGAAGAAAUUAAAGCGAGCUCAAAUGAAAAACGAGUCUCUGGAGUUGAUAAGCUCUUGGAGAUUCUACCCAGGAAAGGACAGAAGGCGUUUGACAUAUUUAAGAAAGCUUUGCAAAAAGUACAGCCACAUUUAGUUGUUCAUUUAGGUGAGCGAUUUGAUAUAAUUAUUUCCUGUCACAUGGCUCUUAUUCGAUUUAUUAAAAUUACAGCGCGUUACAUAAAAAGAAUGCACGAAUACCCCUUACAAUAUAAAAUGGCUAACAACUGAAUUGAAGUGUAAUAUACUUAAAAAAUUGACGAACAUUGUGGAAAUUGGCUUUGACAAGUACACGUUGAGAUAACGAGAUUACAAGUUGAACAAGAUGCCUGUCAUACGCGUACAUUGGGCUGCGCGAUGCAGAUGACUAAUAUUAUUGCUGAGUGUAUGCAUUGUGCAGUCAACUGCCUUUAUAGUGGACACUGAAGAAACCUUGAGUUAGUGUCCUAAUUAACGAGCGUCCUUAAUAGCGAGAGUUAAUUUCAGUCAAACGUCUCUAAUUUGUUUUUGCUGCUCUGCGUAUUUGUGGGGUGUCCGUUAGGCGAGAGUUGACUGUAGUCUGUUGUUACUCCAGUAUCCUGAGAAAUACAUUCAAAGAGAUAAAGGUGUUUUUUAGUUCAAUCUUAAUGUUACUUGGUCCGAAAACGGUUCUCUUUCUAAAUUAGGUUUUGAGCCAGAGCUCGUAGCUUCGACAUUUACGAGCUUCCGUAUCUGUAUCUGAAAUUUGGUAGCUGCACAAAAAUUGUCUGCAUAAUUAUUUUUUAAAGUUUGGUUAAAAAUAUUAAUAAUUAUUUUAAAAACAGACUUUUGAAAUUCUCUUUUUUUAAGGUACAUGAUUUUAAAUUUAAGCUGGUAAGGAAAGCUGAGGGGUCGUACAAACGCAGCCAACAAAUCCCGACUUCUAAACUACCAGUGAAUUUUUCAUAGUCUUUUCGGUCCUCGGAAUUGAAUGUAAAAUCCAUGUGUCGUCUUUCUUAUAUUUUUCAAACCUUGGUUAAAGUAUAAAAUGUGAACGAUCAGAUAAAGUCGGGCAACGUUAAUUUGAAAAAAACCCAACAUCUGUGACAAGAAAAUGCGAACACCCGGAUAAACAUGACCAUAUUUGAACUAGUAUAGCUCAAGCCUUCUUAUCUGCUGCGGUCACUUUCGUAUAUAUUUCUCCGCAUCCGAAUGAUGAGUUCGACAUCAGAGAAAGAGAGAGGAUUAGGCUGUGUUCAGCGCGAACUGUGAAUUUAAGGAAGUUGCCUAAAUAUUAUCUCCUUAACGUCUUCUGGGUGAACUGUCCGCCAUUCUGUCCUUUUUGGUCGGGGACUACUUGCCACUUAAAGCUAGAUUGGGCACAGGGAGCAUAGUAAAAGGUUCAUAGAGGUUCUGGCAAAGAAGAUGAAAGAAUCGAGGCCCCUUUGUCACUAAAGGAACCACGGACCUGGAACUGGGCGAGGAACGCGAUAUGUGAGCAUACUAGGUGGUUCGGGUUCAUGAAAUAUAGUGGAACCUCGAUUUAACGAAGUGCCAAAGGGACCGGGCAAAUUUGUUCGUUAUAUCGAACAGCUCCAUUUAACGAAUUUCCGGGAGAAGUACCAAAGUGUUCAUUAUAUCGAGGUAUAGUUAAUAAUUAAUUAACAAAACCCAGCAUUUUCGGAUCUGAAAAAUUACUGCAAUAACAUUUCAGUACUUAGCUUUUCAUAGCUACGGCACUAGAAACUCAAGAACAGGCAGACGAAACUGCUUAAAACUCUUGUACACAAAUUUUACAAUUGUUGGUCUGUUUGCCAUUCAUCUUUAUCACAGCUGACACUUAUUCGUGAUAUCGAGGUACAUUUUACGUUUGCGCUUGUGGAUUGGGUUCGUUAUAACGCGGAUUUGGUUAAAUCGAGGCUCUGUUCGAUACAUUUUGUUGUAGUUUUGGGCGGGCUGAAGAAAGUCGUUUGUUAUACCGAGGAUUUCAUUAUACCGGUUAUAUAGAGAUUCGCUUAAUCGAGGUUCCACUGUAGCUUGAAACGCAUGUAAAUUGUCAUAUUGCCACUGAUUUAAGAAAGUGAACAUGGUCAAAAAGGUGGUGCUGCUUGAUAACGUCUAAAACAAGAGACGUGAAGAAAAGAGUGAACGUAAGCAAAGAAUCGUCUUACAGCCGCAUUUGUACCAAGUGUGAUUCGUAAAGCAAGUGCUGAAUUACACUUUUCUAAGAUUUUGAGAAUUCAAUAUCUUGCUUGCAAAAUGUAGAAAAGUCUCCAUCUUGCUGGCAAUAGCCAAAUUAGACCUAACAGACAGUAAAGAUUAAACUCAUUUUGGGGGCUAAACUAAGGGUCUUUUUUAUUCACAGUGCAGAUGACAUUGUUUUAUCCCAUCAAUCCUUACGCCCAUUUUGAUCCUAACCGCCAUUGUCAUAAGUUUUAAGAGGAUUUUUAUCAACGUUUGCAUUUUAUGGUUUAAUACACAGAAAUGGAAGAAAUGAAGACACAACUGAACCAAGAAAAAGGACAGUCGGCAGACGAAAGAGAGGAGAAUCAAAAACUAAAAAUGGAA